CACCAUGGCUGCUACCAAGUGGUUACUGCUCCUCUUCUCAGUAGCCCUGUUGGGCCUGAGCUCUGCUCAAUUCACUGAUGAGGAGGAUGAACAAAAUUCAGAAGAUCCAGUAGAUGUAGAACCAUUAGACUCCCAGCAGGAUGAUCAGAACCCUGGCCAGCAACAAGGUGGUAACCAGAAACCUGGACCUCCAGGUGGCCACCAAGGAGAUCCUCCAGGUGGACAGCAAGGAGUUCAGCAGGGUGGACAGCAAGGAGGCCAUCGAGGUGGUCAGCAAGGAGGCCAUCCGGGUGGCCACCAAAGAGGUCAUCCAGGUGGUCAGCAUGGAGGCCGUCCAGGUGGCCCACAAGGAGGUCAGCAAUAUGGCCAACAAGAAGGCCAUCCAGGUGGACCACAAGGAGGUCAGCAAGGUGGCCAGCAAGGAGGCCAUCCAGGUAGCCCACAAGGAGGCCAUCCAGUGAAUAAAAAGGAAGAUGUCCAUUCAGGAGGCUCCCUUGAAGUCCUCAUGUGGACCAGGAUAUUGGGAUAGUACAUACCUCUUGAUCUGCUCCAUCAUUUCUUUAUAAUACCAAUAAA
Molecule: messenger RNA, 576 nt
Organism: Vombatus ursinus (common wombat)
Lineage: Eukaryota; Metazoa; Chordata; Mammalia; Diprotodontia; Vombatidae
Product: tenecin-3-like
Exons: 3
Coding region: 5-529 (174 amino acids)
Source: RefSeq, a predicted model, not a curated record